UCUUUCUUUCCUUUAUACGACUUGUCAGGAUUCAACUUGUUCCGGAUUUCACCUCAUAGGAAUAUUCAUUCCAAAACAAAAAACAAAGUUGAUACGCGGUUUUGUGUCAUGUCAUCAUCAUUCAGAGGACUCAUUCCUCAUCAACUCAUCAUCGCCAAUAAUGAAUAUCUUACUUUACUCGCUCUUUUGACUUUAGUAGCGCUUGUUGGAAUCGCAGCAAGCUUCUUGCUUGUUUCUAAAAGAAACUCUAAAAACACCAUCCUACUCACAGGAUUACCUUUUGCUGGGAAGACUGCUAUUCACUAUUUGAUCAAUCAUGGCAAGUCUGUAGAGACUGUUACUUCUAUUAAGGAAAAUGAGGCCGACGCUGUUUUGAUCGAUGGAAAGACCCCAGCUCACAUAGUGGAUAUUCCCGGACAUGAGCGUCUUCGUUUCAAAUUCUCAGAGUUUAUGCCGAUUGCUCGCGCAGUAGUCUUUGUUGUUGACAGCUCAACGGCCUCACGUCAAACGCGCCUCCUAGCAGAAUACCUUUACGACGUUCUCGCGGAUAAAUUUACCCAAAACGAGCGAAUUCCAGUAUUGAUUGCAUGCAACAAGUCUGAUCUCUUGACGUCUUUCAAGAAAGAACGUAUCCAGACUUUGUUAGAGACAGAAAUUAAUAAGCUGCGUCAGACACGAGCCGCUGCUUUAGAUACCCAGGACACUGACGGCAAUGAGAACGUCUUUUUGGGAUUUGAAGGAAAGGAUUUCACAUUCCAGGAUCUCGAGAAUGAGGUUGAGUUUUUAGAGUGCUCUGCUGAAAACAAAGACAUUGAAAGGAUCAAGGACUGGAUGGCUGGUGUUCUAUACUAAUCAGGAGUAUGCAAACAUACGAGUUUACAUUUACCUCACCUACUAUCAGAAUUCUGCAUAUUGUACUAGUACGC
Messenger RNA from Lobosporangium transversale, 926 nucleotides. RefSeq lists its product as hypothetical. Gene Ontology annotation, molecular function: GTP binding. The record is from RefSeq and is a predicted model, not a curated record. The coding region runs from base 109 to 852 and encodes 247 amino acids. Gene Ontology annotation, cellular component: Golgi apparatus. Gene Ontology annotation, biological process: Golgi to plasma membrane protein transport; protein localization to organelle; intracellular protein transport. Lineage: Eukaryota; Fungi; Mortierellomycota; Mortierellomycetes; Mortierellales; Mortierellaceae. The transcript has 6 exons.